AUUGUCAACCAAGGAUGCGGAUGCGAUCGCGGUUGUUUAUUGAUAAAAUCAUAAUGAUUUUUAAUAAAUAGCGAAGAAAUAAAUGAAAGCACGUAAAAUGCACGACUUGAAAGCUUGUACAGUUUGUUUUAGUACAAAUGUUAACCUGUACAACAUGGAUGCUGGCACGUUACGGGAGGAAUUCAACUUGAUAUCUGGCCUGAAGACUGCUGACUGCUCUGGUUUGCCCAAAUAUUUGUGUGUAGAGUGUUCAGCGUAUGUGAAACGUUUUGUAAAGUUUCGUAAAAAAUGCCAGCGAGCCCAUUUUACGCUGCGUGAACUCCAGCUAAGGAAUAAAGAGAUCAGUAUACAUAAACUGGAGGCUAUAGAUAGGGAACAUUUAGACCUUAAACCUUCACUAUCCUACAUAAAUAUAAAUAGGACAAAUUACGAAGAAGCACACAGCCAAUGGACCCGAACCAGCAGACUAGGAAUAUACUAUGGUGAUAUAAUACCAAUCAUCCACCACAGUACAUACACAACCCAAGUUAUACAUAUACCGAAAAAACAUGAAACAAUACAGCAAGAAGUUAAAGUAGAGCAAGAGCCGCAACCAAGUAUAGAGCACCAAGAUUUAGAACAAUCAAUAUCAAUAGUUAAAGAUGAUGAUGAUUACUUUGAUAAUAAUGAUAAUAUUAGUGAUCAACAUUCCGAUGAUGAGCCUCCGCCCACUAAAAAACCUAAAGGAAAGGCUAAAAAAUUAGAACCAGAAAGCUCAAGCCUAGAUGAAGAGUAUGCCAGUAUGGUGGCUAUAUCGGACAAGGAGGCCCAGGCAGCGGUGGAUGUGUAUAGGCUGUUUAGUCAUGGGAAUUUCAGGUGUGAGGUGUGCAAUAAGGGAUAUCAUACUCAGCAGAGACUGAGUGCACAUUUGAGAAUGCAUGAUCAGCAUGUGAGUGGCAACUUCCUGUGUAAACUGUGCAACUACUAUUACAAGACAGAGUACCUUUUGAAGACUCACACGACUGAGAAGCACAUGUACAAGUAUGAGUGUAAGAAGUGUAAUGAAGUCAGCUUUGACCGAUUGUCAGCUAAGCAGCACUACAUCUGGGCUCAUCUGCAACGAGGCAGGAAGAAGGACGCCAACUGGUACGAGUCGCGGCCCAAAUGGCUGAGCUCCAAGGGCGGCAAGCGCGUUAAGGGCGUCGUCACUAUCCGACCUGUCAGGAAGAUCAAUAAGUUACCCCCCGACUUCCCGGUCUACUCUCCCGUGAAACACGAAGAGCAAUAUGAGCUGAUAUUGGAACGCAAAACCUCGAGGAACUACUUAGAGGCCGAGUACAAGUGCGAGUUGUGCUAUAGAGGCUUCCGCGCCGUCAACACUUAUAGCAAACACAUGAGGAAACACGACCCGGCCUAUGCGGGAGCAUACUCCUGCGAUAUGUGCAAAUUACACUUCAAGUCUCCACGUAAAGUGUACCGGCAUAUGAACAUUACGCACCUCUUUAAAUACUCCUGUCAGAUCUGCAAGUUCGUCUGCUUCAACAAGGGUCAAGCGCAUAUGCACUAUCGUUGGCAUAAAAAUGUCACAUACCAGUGUCCGCAUUGCGAAAAAGAAUUCAAGAAAGCGUCCACUCGCCUCACUCACAUCAGGAUAAAGCACCCAUCCACCAAUAUUUGCAACCUGUGCGGUCAUAGCUUCGUCAGUGAAAACGGCCUGUAUUGCCAUAAACAACUUGCUCACAGUACUGAGGAGCGGGACAUAAUGGACUCAAGCAUAGCAAACCCGCAAGACCCGUUAUUCUGUGCCGAUUGCAACAUACAGUUCCUCAACGAGGCGGCUUUCGCUACACAUCUAGGCAGCUCCAACAAACACGCCACCACCAAUCUGUCCAUAGUGAAGCCCAACCGGCGCUCGGGCGGCGCGGAAGGCUCCCGCAGGCGCGGCCGGCCGCGGUCCUCGGUACUGAAGUCCGAGGUGCUCAACAACGGGACCGUCACCUCCACCAGCUGCGAUCUGUGUGGUGAACAUAUGGCCAACGACGUGCAAGCUCGGAAGCAUUAUGCUGAGCAACACCCGGGAGCAGAGUUCCUCAAGCGGUACAUGUGCGAUGUCUGCGGACACACUACCAAGCAAUACGCGAACCUGAUGGUGCACAUGCGCACGCACACGAACGAGAAGCCGUACGAGUGCCCGCACUGCGACCGCCGCUUCAGCAUGCCCAGCAACCGAGACCGCCAUCUAGUGGUCCACACCGGCGAGAAACGCUACCAGUGCCAGCACUGCAACCGCCGCUUCACCCAGUCCACCGCCGUCAAGCUGCACAUACAGACCGUCCACCUCAAGAUCCCGUACAAACCGUGGGAGAAGAAGAACAGGAAACGACGCAAGGAGGAACCCAUUCUUGGCCCCGUGAGCUCCGUUAAUGUCAAUACCAUGGCUACCGCGAUGUUGCCCCAGCAUAAGUUGCUGUUAGAGACGCAGGGAGACUAUUUAAACGCUUUUAUUAGCUAUACUGACGAAUGAACAUCGUAAGUAAUUUACUAAACAUAUAUAGAAGCGGUGGUGGUAGAGUGGAUAUGACGUCCGACUUUCAAUCCGGAGGUCGCGGGUUCAAAUCCUGGCUCGUACCAAUGAGUUUUUCGGAACUUAUGUACGAAAUAUCAUUUGAUAUUUACCACUAGCUUUUCGGUGAAGGAAAACCUCGUGAAGAAACCUGCAUGCAUCUGCGAAGAAAUUCAAAGGUGUAUGUGAAGUCCCCAAUCCGCAUUGGGCUAGCAUGGGGACUAUAGCCCGAGCCCUCUCGCGCAUGAGAGGAGGCCUGUGCCCAGGAGUGGGACGUAUAUAGGCUGAAUUAUUAUUAUUAUAUAGAUUUUAAAAUACCAUACAAACCGUGGGAAGAAACGGCGAAGGAGCAUAAGCUGUCAAAGAACUAAUAACGUGAGCACAUUAUGUCCACACCUUGGAAAAUUUAACAACUGGAGACGCCUUGUCCGUAAUUUUUUGUACUAAACAGUCUGCGAUGUUUGCGGGGGAGGGGCACGCCAAAUGUAUGUAACGUACAAAACAGUCACCUCAGAUAAACGACUGACGUUUACAUAUAUCCAUAUCCAUGUCGAUAUGACCAUUGGGUUUUCUUCUGGGGUUUUCGACAGAGGGGUAAGCUCUUAAAGACGACUCUGGUUGUUAAAUCCUCCAAGGUCCACACCUAGCAAACUAAUUGUAGUCAAAAGAAUGUCAAACUGGAUGCUAAUUAGAGGCAGCUAUUUGUUAAAUUGAGAUAGUAAACGUUUCAGUACGCCCAACAGUGUGAAUGCAACAAUGAGUCAAUGAUACACUUUUUAUUUCUUUAGACAAAUCGGCUAUAUGAUAAUGCAACUUCCAUAUUAUCUGAAAGUUACCGUGAUUAAAAUGCUAAUGCAUAAUGGUUAUUCCUUGCAUCACGUUUAUGAAAUAUAAAAUAAUAGCAAAAAUUAUAUGAGACGGUUUCUUUUGUGUUUAGAUGAGCAUUACGAAACUUUUUGACAUGAUAUAUUCAGAGGCCGGUUUCCGAAACUCUUACUUUAACUCUUUUUUAGGCAUUGUACGAUUUAUCGACCACAUAUCCGCCAAUAGAAUUUCAACUUUAACAUACUGAUUUAAGGUUCAAAUUAGAUUGCACUUUCUGGAAAUGUGACUUGUUUUCAGAAUAAUCAUUAAAGCCGGAUUCAUUGGAAAAUUUUCGAUUUUUUUGGGAAAACCGAUUGGUGCGGCCUGAAAAAGGGUUAAAUACCAACAGUCAAGUCCCUGUUUGACAAAUUUUAUGAUUAAGGGACUGUCGCAUAUUUUUUGAGUCACGCUUUCUAGAAACCUCAGAACUAAGGAAUUAUUCGCUAGCAAGCCAUCCACGAACCGUUUUAACCUGACGCCAACGACGGAUGUAUCCGAACCGCAGAUCGAACGCCAAAGACGGAAUAAUGCGUCACAGACCACAGAGCAACAUAGACCUACGCACAUAUACACAAAGUUCAAUUUCAAUUUUGACACUUCGGUGACGUGGCGUCUGAGUGACAGCUUUUGUGUUUGACACGGCGUCGAAAAGGUUAUGCGAGCUUUUUGCGGUCCGAUGUACAGGAUCGCAAACGAAGUUUGUAUGACUAACGAAAAUGCGGACAAACAAUACAUUAUGUCUUAAACCUUUAUGGGAAACAAUAAAAACCCCGUACCAUAAGCAUUUUUUUGAGUAUUAUUUUUGGGCAUUUUGUAAAUAAGCUAUAUUUCCAUGGCAAUAUGAUGCUAACGUGAGACAAGUUGCCAGGCGCAAUAUUGCCAUGAGAAUGAAGCGUUGUAUGUUCAAUAAGAUAUAUGCCUUUUGUAAAUAUAUAUUAAUACGAGUGUUUGUGUCGUUGAGAGGAAAUUAUGGUAAGUGCUGUCAGCAGCUAUGAACUAAGUCUUGUAUUCAAUUGAUUAUCAUUGCCUUAGUAAUUUUAUUCUAAAUAUACUAUAAUUAUACAGAUAAA
Molecule: messenger RNA, 4476 nt
Organism: Cydia pomonella (codling moth)
Lineage: Eukaryota; Metazoa; Arthropoda; Insecta; Lepidoptera; Tortricidae
Product: zinc finger protein 569-like
Exons: 14
Coding region: 83-2503 (806 amino acids)
Biological process (GO): regulation of transcription by RNA polymerase II
Cellular component (GO): nucleus
Molecular function (GO): DNA-binding transcription factor activity, RNA polymerase II-specific; RNA polymerase II transcription regulatory region sequence-specific DNA binding; zinc ion binding
Source: RefSeq, a predicted model, not a curated record